This is a messenger RNA of Penaeus monodon (black tiger shrimp), 663 nucleotides long. Its product is annotated as transcription factor MafK-like. Gene Ontology annotation, biological process: regulation of transcription by RNA polymerase II. Gene Ontology annotation, cellular component: nucleus. The record is from RefSeq and is a predicted model, not a curated record. Lineage: Eukaryota; Metazoa; Arthropoda; Malacostraca; Decapoda; Penaeidae. Gene Ontology annotation, molecular function: RNA polymerase II cis-regulatory region sequence-specific DNA binding; DNA-binding transcription factor activity, RNA polymerase II-specific.
UUCUGGCCCCCGCUGUCACCAACCCCAUUUGACAUUAGUGAUGAUGAACUGGUCUGCGCUAGUGUCAGGGAUCUCAAUCGGCAGCUAAAGCUCCGGGGGCUCUGCCGAGAAGAUAUAAUGAAGGUGAAACAACGAAGAAGAACAUUAAAAAAUAGAGGCUAUGCGGCAAGCUGUCGAAUCAAGAGAAUAGAGCAGAUUGAUGAAUUGGAGUCGGAGCGGACAACAGAACAAGUUGACAUUGAGAAACUUAUUAAUGAAAACCACAAUAUGCGAACUGAGAUUGAUCGGUUGUUCCAGAAUUAUGAAGCACUUAAAAAAUUUGCAGACCAGAAGAAUAUACCCCUCCCUCCAGAUUUGGAGACCCUAUGAUCUUCAGUGAAAUGCAAGUGUUCAUAGUCAUUCUUUGUGCAUUAUUGAUGUAAUGCAAAAGUCCAUGUUGCCUUUACUAAUGAAGUUCAAAUUCAGGAUUAAUAUAAGUCAUGGUUAAUACCAUGUUAAGACAGUAGUAAAACUGAUCUAACUUGAAAGACACGUGAUCUAAUACUUAAGAAUUCUGUAAGAUGCAUUAAAUCCGUAGACUAUUUUUCUUGCUGUAGAAAAGGUAUUGUUUCAUUGGAUAUAUUUAAUUAUUGUGCAUGUUCAUGCAAUUACUUUCACUGUACC